This is a messenger RNA of Scleropages formosus (Asian bonytongue), 5544 nucleotides long. RefSeq names its product tetratricopeptide repeat domain 3 (gene ttc3). Bases 138 to 5534 code for a protein of 1798 amino acids. The record is from RefSeq and is a predicted model, not a curated record. NCBI's taxonomy places the organism in Eukaryota, Metazoa, Chordata, Actinopteri, Osteoglossiformes, Osteoglossidae. Gene Ontology annotation, molecular function: protein binding. The transcript has 46 exons.
UUUGUUUCGGCGUCACGUGACUCGCUCCACUUCCUGUCCUUCAAGAAAACUGCGGCGUAUACGGGACGCCAGAGAAAGAGCAAUAUGUGAGCGGCUGCGCCUGGACGAAAGUGAAACUGUCGAGCUGGGUGAUCGAGAUGAUGAGCGCCGAGGACUAUCGUGAGGAAAGUCCAAACAGACAAAAGAAAGUAACUUCAGGAAAAAUGUGUGAGAUUUUGAAGCGAUGGAGGGAGAUCCCAAUAUGGCAGAAGGAGGAAACUUUGCAGAAGAUUCACUUCCAUGUGUUUUGGUUUCCCAUCGUGUUCCAGCAGCAGCAUAAUUGCACCGGACUCUGGCCUAAGCAGCUGGGUUUCCCCGAAAUCAAUGCUACCAGUGAGCUGAGUCUGCAGACUGUGCAGAGGAUAGAAAUCUUGGAAUCCAUUCUGAGAGUAGUGGAAAGGGGAUGUCUGUCUGAAGAUUUGACAAAGCAAAUGAUCGAAAUAGGCAAUAGAUUUAAUAUGGGCCACAGAUGCAUGAACGAGGCUGUUGAAUGGCUGAUUAAGGCUGGAGAUGCCCUCGUAGUGUUUCUGUUCCAGGAGCUGACAGCCACGCUGGAACAUCCCCUCGCACUUGUAUACAUCUUCACUCAGUAUUCCCGGUAUGUGGAGAUCAGUGUUUGCGAACCGGAAAGGUUUCUUGAAGAGUGGACCACUGUCUCACAGCAGUCUGUGGAAAAAAGCGAAGAAAUGAAAAAUAACGGGAAUGAACAUUUUCAGAAAGGAGAUUAUGGUGCAGCUGUGAAGUUCUACACUAAAGCAAUCAAAUUUAACCCACAAAACCAUAUUCUCUAUGCAAAUAGAGCACUUUCGUAUAUACGCAGUGAAAGAUAUUUAAAAGCUGUUGGUGAUGGAAAACGUGCCACCUUACUUAAGCCAGGUUGGGCAAAGGGCCACUACCGUUUCUGCGAUGCACUUUUCAUGCUUGGCGAGCAUCAGAGGGCUGUGAUGGCGAAUGAGCGAGCCCAAGAGCUGUGUUACAAGGAUGCAGACGGCGUCCGAGACCUGCUGCAACAGAAUAUACGUUUCAAAAUGGAGAUGGAACCCAGCAGAGGUAUUGUUAAAAGGAAGAAAAAGAAAGCAAAUUCAGAUUCUAGUAAAAGGCCGGAUGUGAAUCUCAGCAUGGACAAAGAAAGUCUUCAUAAUAUGGAGCCUACUAAUACUUCGGAACACUUCAGUAACUCCAACACUUCAGAGAAAAAGGAAUCUGACCACGAUGGCUGUGGGGAACAAUUUGAUAAAACUGAAGGGACAACUGGAACAGAGAGCAGCUGUACAUUCACAGAGGAGAAAAGUGAAAUGGCUGAGAAGAAGCUCCCAAAAACAGAUCCUUACGUUCAAGAGAAGAACAAAAUAAGAAGCAGGCAUCCAGCGCCACAGGAAAAGAUGGCGGUAAGUGUAACCCCGGAGGAUUUAAGGAGCCAGCUCACGUCAGCGGUACAGGAUGCCCACACGGCUCUGAGUGACCAGCGCUGCCGCAACGCCAAGCAGUCUUUCUCGGAGGCUCUGAACCUACUGAAAUGUGCUGCGGAAAAGGAACUCAACAUCUCUGAACUUGACAAGAUACUUUUGGUUUAUGGUUACGCCGUUUCCCUUCAGGAAAUCGGACAGCCCGAGGAACUUACUGAAGCACUGAGGCAAUUUGACAAGCUCAAGGAUAUUGGUGGAAGACAGUUUCAGUGUUUGAUAUACUUUGGAAUUGGGAAGGUGCUCUUUAAAGAAAACCGGUUUUCAGAAGCUUUAGAUAAUUUUAAAAAUGCUCUGCUAAUGGUUAAACGACAGAUUGUACCAGGAAAACUGACCUGGCCUACUACAAAAGUUAUCAUCCAAGAAACUCAGACCGAGCAUUUAAAGAAUCUCUUGGAGCAGUAUAUUGAGAUGUGUAAGUUCCCACCAAAACCAGAUGCAGUUUGUUGUCAUCAGUCAUGUAUUAGCCAUUCAAAAAUUGAGAUUUAUUUCAACGACCCAGAUUUUAAGGGUUUCAUCAGGCUGAUAUGCUGCCAAAGCUGCAAUGUGGAGUUUCACAUUACUUGCUGGAAGAAAAUGAAAGCUGCAUUGUAUGGUGAUAAGACUGAGAAGGAAUUUCUCCAGGAAGCAUGUUUUACUCCAGAUUGUAGUGGUAAAAUCAUCCACAUUGUAAUAUAUGGUUCCACUGGUCUUGUCAAAUGUGAGUUUGAAUCCUCAGUUUCAAAGGGCACAGUUCCUGUAAAACUGAAAGUCAAACAGAAAUGUACAAGUCUGAAGAAGCUGAAAGCAAAAGAAGAGCGAAAGAUACGGAGGAAGCAACAUAAGGAGGCAGUGAAACAUGAGAACACUGAGCAAACACUGCAAAACAAAGCAAAAGAAAAUUCAGAAGAUGAACAUCAAGAUAAAGCUUCCCCUCAAGCUUGGCUGAUUUUUGGUGACCGUGUUCUACAGCAAAUAAGUGAGAACAAGGAACUUUUUAAAAAAGAGAACUUGGACAUAUCCAUCUUUGUGAAAAACCUUCAGCCGUGGGUUGACCUCGUUCAGAAGAAGGGGCACACAGACUGUGUACCUCGUUUGAAGGACCUUGAUACACUGGAAGAGGUGGCUCAUAUGGUCUUGGAAAGCAAGAACCGGGUGUUGGCAAGAGUGCUUGUUGAGUCAUUGAGCAGCAGCCUUAGCAUUAGUUCAAAACUUUGCAGUUGGGCUACUCGUCUAAAUUCUGCAGGUUUGAAUGCUGCAGAGGAGUUCAUCAGGCGACAUGCUGAGCAUCUGGAGGAACUGGACCUGGCCCCCUUGCUCUCCUUUAUGCCGCUACAAGACAUCUUAGUUGAGAAGUUUGGCACCGUGCCGGAGUUUUUCAGUGGUGCCGGACUCACUGUAACCGAAUACCUAAAACAAGCCCCAGCCCACGAGAUGCGCAUUUUCAUCUGGCUUCUUGAAGUGAACAGAGACCAGUUUGACUCUUGUCAACACGUACUUAAUGAGUAUUUUGAAAUAAUGGAUGGUGUUUGUGUUGUCAUUAAAAAGACAGAGAAUGAAAAAGGAAAUAAUUCUCCUGUUAAGACUAGAAAUAGAGGUAGGAAAAAGAAACAGAGGGAUCCUAAGUCUGUUAUUGUUUUGUCUGGAUCAAGAUGUGCGACUGUAAGAGAAGAUGAUGAAGACUUUUUCACUGAAGAAAAUUCUCUAAUUCUCCUUGGCAAUAAUGAUCCCUUUGUUGUACCUGAACACCUACGAGAUCAAGUGGCAAAUUUUGAAGGGCAAUAUGUUACCCGAUACAAGAGAAUUUUAGACAACAAUUUCCAAACAGAUCCUACCAAGGACAGUUUAUAUGAUUACUUUGCUCAGAUCUUUGAGGAGCAUGGACCACUAGAGGCAAAUGACCCCCUUCUUGUGGGUGAGUUGGAGAACUUCCCUGUGGAAGCCCAAGAAAGGAUUAGGGAUGCUGGUGGACUGAGAGACUUUCUUCUUGGCUCCCUCCGCUUUGUCACUAAGGGCUCUCGUAUUGGACUGAUGAAACAUGCUGUAUCGCUUCAAGACAGGACUGUGGAGACUGAUCACCCAAAUAUCACCACUUUGUCACCUCACAUGGAGGAUUUUGUUACAAAAGGAGCCUUUUUAAAUCCUUCUGCUAAGGAGUUUCAGCCUUUAUUUCUAAACUUCCCUCAGACUGAAAGCAGCGCUUAUAUGGAUGUUGGAGAUGUGGAAUUUGAUAGCAGUAUAACAGACUUUUCACAGACUUCCAUUAAUGCAUCUAAUGGUCAUUAUUUGAGUCAUUAUGGAUUUUACCCUGCUGAUGGAACUUACUUUACCGAGCCAUAUAAUGAAAAUGUAGACUGUGGAUCUUUCCAAGAGGCGUUUGGAAAUACACAGGAAGUUUUGAAAAAAAAUGUACUAGUACAGACCAUUUGUGAAAUUAAAGAUGAAGUUGCAGUUAACACAGAACCUUACGAACCAUUUGAAAAGGAUAAAGGGGAGCUACUAAAGAAAGAAAAAGAUAACAUUCAAUUUGAGAAAAAAAUUAAGCAAACAGAAAAAGGUUAUAUGCUGGAACAGCAGAGAAGGAAAGAGCGUAUUUCUGUCCUUGAAGAGGAGCUGAAAAACAUUAAUGAGAACAUAGAGGUCACAAAUAUUGAAUUGGAGAUAGUCCAACGGAAGCUAGAAGAAGAAGUGCGCAAAGAUCAGCAGGAAAAGAAGGAGAACCAGGAAACCCUUAAGGCCUUAAAAACAGAAAUUAAAGAGCUGACAGAUUUAUUUGAGGUCCUGUCCAAGAAAAUAACAGAGAAGAAUAAAGACUAUGAGGAACAGCUCAGUCACUUCCUAGAGAUAAGCAACCAGUUCGCAGCUGAAAAGAUGAGCCUGGAGGAUGAAAUACAACGAUACCAAGUCUUGUGUUCCCGGGCUGCUUCAAGAUCACUGGCCGCAGAGAUGUGUGUCUUGGAGAACCGACGCGAAUGUGGUCUCAGGGCUCUUCGCAAGUAUGUCUCAGAAAAGGAGAUGGUCCUAAACCAGAUGACAGAAAUGCAGAGCAGGUUCCCUUCACUUCAUCAUGAGCCGUUUUUUAAUAUGCUGCAAGCAGGUGUGCGAGAUGCCAAAGAGAAGAUCAAUAAAUUGGAGGUCCAGUACAAGGAGCAGGUGGAGCAGCUCAAGAAGGGUACCAGGUUGAAUUUUCUGCCACUGCUGCCGGUACCUGAUGUUCUUCCCACUCCGCUUCCAUCGUUUUUGAACCUACCGCCUGUUCCUCACCACCCGGGUCCACGGUACCACCUCUUUGCAACAAACAGCGUCAACCUACCAUCAGUCAGACAACAAUUCCAGCAGGGUGGGCCAAGGGCUUCGCCCCCUGUGGGUCCCACGCAGCGUGGCUCCUUCUCAGGCAGAGGCAGCCCGCAGCUGGACCCUGGAGUAACCAGGGCACAGCCGUUGUACAACCCCAGGGCCAGUGCAUCGCAGCACGCCAAUGCCUACGAGAAGAUCACCCAUCGGCUGAGUGGCAUGUUUCCUCACUACAGCAGGCCAGUACUGGAUAACUUCAUUCAGGAGGUGCGCACCACCAACAGAGGUUCUCUGAACAAUCUCUCCUAUGAGGAAGUUGUCAGCAGAGUGGCUCAGCUUAUCCUGGACCAUCAGGAGAACACCAGGCAACAGAUGAGCUCUUCGCAUGGCAGCGACAGUGGCAGUUUACGGUCAAAGGCCGCAGAACGCGGGACCCCAUCUCCUAGGUCCAGUUCCCCCGCUUCUAUCAGCGGUUCAUCCCAGCCAGUGCAGGCCUGGAAGACUGUAGGCUCUCAGCAUCGUUCCAGGUCCACAGCGUUGAAUGUUGAAGAUCCCUGUAUCAUCUGUCAUGAAGAAAUGUCUUUGGAGGAGUUGUGUGUUUUAGAGUGUCGGCACAGCUUCCACAGAGAGUGCAUUAAGUCAUGGCUGAAGGAGCAGAGCACCUGCCCCACGUGCAGAGAACACGCUCUCCUCCCAGAGGACUUCCCCGUGCUGCCCGGCCGCAUCCGCAGGGGCCACACACCUGCCGCCUUCUCCUGAAGUUGGGGAA